This is a messenger RNA of Symbiodinium pilosum, 636 nucleotides long. The record is from the annotation of a GenBank genome assembly. Lineage: Eukaryota; Dinophyceae; Suessiales; Symbiodiniaceae.
AUGGCCAUUGAGAAGAUCGAGAAGAUCGCCAUCAUCACCGGCGGAGGUGACUGCGGAGGGCUCAAUGCGGUGAUCAAGGGUGCGGCCAUGAUGGCCUACAAAAAGGGAAUUAAGGCCUACGUGAUUCCCAACGGCUAUGCAGGCUUGUACAACCUGGUGAACAUGGAUACGUUGGUGCAGCUCACGCCUGAGCGGCUGGAUCCAGUGUCUGUGGGCAUGGCAGGCUCCGAAGCUGGCCAUUCGCGGGUGAAGAUUGCCAAGAUUAAGGACCCCAAUAAGUAUGACACCGUGAAGGCAGGUCUGCAGAAAUUUGGGAUCGAUGCCCUUGUGAUCAGUGGAGGCGACGACACUGGCACCAUCAUGCUGGACCUGAUCAAGAACGGGAUCAAGUGCAUCCAUGCCCCAAAGACUAUGGACCUCGAUCUCAUGUCCUACAGUGUCGGAGCCGACUCCACGAUCAACCGCAUUCGUGAAUUCGUCCGGGAUCUCUCCACCACUGGCAGAACGCACAACCGCAUCCUCGUCGUUGAGGUAGCCUUGUAUGAACAGCUUGGCUACUGCUUCGGCCGGCCUCCGCCGGCCUUCACGCCCACAUUUGACAGGCAAUCCGGGCCCAUUCGUCGUAUUUACAAGUAG